CGGCCUUCUCUGGGUCUUCGGAAAGCUGCAGCCGAGGGGGCGUUUCUGAACUGCAGGGGCGGGCAAAUACCACGCCUCUCCCUCUCCACCUCUUCUGGGUGGGUGCCUGGGCUGGGAGCAAGAACUGAGGCUGAGCUUGCAGCCAGGUGCGAGCACGUGGGUGUCUCGGCUCGGAGACAGACUGUGUCGCGUGGUAGGUCUACCCGCUUCCAUCCAACGGCACCUUCGGCCUCGCCUCGCCCCUUCACCAAGCUGCGGACGGCGGCAGCCGAGUCACCCCUUUGUCUCGCCGCUCGCACGCGUCCGCUGCACCCGGCUCCCGGCAGAUCCUGCAGCGGCGCGUAGCUGGCGGCCCCGAGGCGGACCCGGGAGGCGGCGCGGCCUGGGAGGCGGGCCGCAGGCGUUCCACUCCCGGAAGCGAGUGAUUCUUGGGCUCCUGCAGGCGGACCCCCGGGCCAGCCAGAGGUCCAGCAUCUCCGCCAACCCUUCCGGGAGCAGCGUGAGCGGCACCGCCGCGGGAGCUGUGCGACCCCGGCCCGCACCCGUCUUGGCCGUCAGGAUGCUGCCGGUGUACCCGGAGGUGAAGCCCAACCCGCUUCGGGACGCGAACGUCUGCUCGCGCGUGUUGUUCUGCUGGCUAAACCCCCUGUUUCGAGUUGGCUACAAGCGGAGGUUAGAGGAAGAUGACAUGUACUCGGUGCUUCCAGAAGAUCGCUCCGCGCACCUUGGAGAAGAGCUGCGAGGGUACUGGGAUCAAGAAGUUUCGAGAGCUGAGAAAGACGCACGGGAGCCUUCUUUAAUAAAAGCCAUCAUCAAGUGUUACUGGAAACCCUAUUUAGUUUUGGGAAUUUUUACGUUUCUUGAGGAAAGCACCAAAGUAGUUCAGCCCAUAUUUUUGGGGAAAAUUAUUGCUUAUUUUGAAAACUACGAUCCUACUGAUUCUGUGGCUUUGUACGAAACCUAUGGCUACGCCGGCGGGCUGAGCACCUGUGUGCUGCUUUUGGCCAUCCUGCACCACUUAUACUUCUAUCACGUUCAGUGUGCGGGCAUGAGAUUAAGAGUCGCCAUGUGCCACAUGAUUUAUCGGAAGGCCCUUCGCCUGAGCAACUUGGCCAUGGGGAAGACGACCACGGGCCAGAUAGUCAAUCUGCUGUCCAACGAUGUGAACAAGUUUGACCAGGUAACGGUAUUCCUACACUUUCUGUGGGCGGGACCACUGCAAGCUCUCAUAGUGACUGCCCUGCUCUGGAUGGAAAUAGGAAUAUCGUGUCUUGCUGGAAUGGCAGUUCUAAUUAUUCUUCUGCCUUUGCAAAGCUGCUUGGGGAAGUUGUUUUCCUCACUCCGGAGUAAGACCGCAGCUUACACAGAUGUCAGGAUCAGGACCAUGAAUGAAGUUAUAACUGGCAUCAGAAUAAUAAAAAUGUAUGCUUGGGAAAAGUCAUUUGCAGACCUUAUUGCCAGAUUGAGAAGCAAGGAAAUUUCCAAGAUUCUGAGAAGUUCUUACCUUAGAGGAAUGAAUUUGGCAUCGUUUUUUGUUGCGAGCAAAAUCAUCGUUUUUAUCACGUUCACCACCUACGUGCUGCUUGGCAACGUGAUCACAGCCCGCCGCGUGUUUGUGGCCGUGACCCUGUAUGCCGCUGUGAGGUUGACAGUCACCCUCUUCUUCCCUUCAGCCGUUGAGAAGGUGUCAGAAGCAAUCGUCAGCAUCCGAAGAAUCAAGGAUUUUUUGUUACUUGAUGAGAUCCCACAGUGCAACUCUCAACUGCCGCCUGAUGGUAAAACAAUAGUACACGUGCAAGAUUUUACCGCUUUUUGGGAAAAGGCAUCCGAAACCCCAACCCUCCAAGGCCUUUCCUUUACUGUCAGACCCGGGGAACUGUUAGCUGUGGUCGGACCUGUGGGAGCAGGAAAGUCGUCACUGUUGAGUGCGGUCCUGGGGGAGCUGCGGCCAAGCCAGGGCCUGGUCACUGUGCGUGGAAGGAUUGCGUAUGUUUCUCAGCAGCCCUGGGUGUUUUCAGGAACUGUGAGGAGUAAUAUUUUAUUUGGGAAGACAUAUGAAAAAGAACGAUAUGAAAAAGUCAUAAAGGCUUGUGCUUUGAGAAAGGAUUUGCAGCUUUUAGAGGAUGGGGACCUAACUGUGAUCGGAGACCGGGGAACCACGCUGAGCGGAGGGCAGAAAGCCCGCAUCAGCCUGGCAAGAGCCGUGUAUCAGGACGCGGACAUCUACCUCCUGGACGACCCGCUCAGUGCCGUUGAUGCAGAAGUCAGCAGGCAUCUGUUUGAGCUGUGUAUUUGUCAAGCCUUGCACGAGAAGAUCACAAUCUUAGUGACUCAUCAGCUGCAGUACCUAAAGGCUGCAAGUCAGAUUCUGAUACUGAAAGAUGGCAAAACAGUGGAAAAGGGGACUUACACUGAGUUCCUGAAAUCUGGGAUAGAUUUUGGCUCCCUUUUAAAGAAAGAGAAUGAGGAGGCUGAACCCUCUCCAAUGCCAGGAACCCCCACUCUCAGGAAUCGGACCUUUUCUGAAUCUUCGAUUUGGUCUCAGCAGUCUUCCAGACCCUCGUUGAAAGAUGCCACUCCAGAGGGCCAAGAUACUGAGAACAUACAGGUUGCACUACCAGAAGAGAGCCGUUCGGAAGGAGAAGUUGGUUUUAAGGCAUACAAGAAUUACUUCACAGCUGGCGCUCACUGGUUUAUCAUCAUUUUCCUUAUUCUAGUAAAUGUCGCAGCUCAGGUGUCCUACGUCCUUCAGGAUUGGUGGCUUUCGUACUGGGCAAAUAAACAGAGUUCCCUGAAUGUCACUGUAGUUGGAAAUGGAACCGAAACUCAGAAGCUUGAUCUGAAUUGGUACUUAGGAAUUUAUUCAGGUUUAACUGUAUCUACUGUCCUUUUUGGCAUUGCAAGAUCUCUGUUGGUGUUCUAUGUCCUUGUUAGUUCUUCACAAAGUUUGCACAACAAAAUGUUCGAGUCCAUUUUGAGAGCUCCGAUCUUGUUCUUCGAUAGAAAUCCAAUAGGAAGGAUUUUAAAUCGUUUCUCCAAAGACAUUGGGCAUAUGGAUGACUUGCUGCCCCUGACGUUUCUUGAUUUCAUCCAGACAUUUCUACAAGUGAUGGGUGUGGUGGGAGUCGCGGUGGCGGUGAUUCCUUGGAUUGCGAUUCCUCUGAUUCCCCUUGGCAUCAUUUUCUUUGUUCUUCGGAGAUAUUUCUUACAGACAUCACGAGAUGUGAAACGCCUGGAAGCUACAACACGGAGCCCGGUGUUUUCGCACUUAUCGUCUUCUCUCCAGGGACUCUGGACCAUCCGGGCGUUCAAAGCUGAACAGAGGUUUCAGGAGCUGUUCGACGCUCACCAGGAUUUGCACUCAGAGGCCUGGUUCUUGUUUCUGACCACGUCCCGAUGGUUCGCCGUGCGUCUGGAUGCCAUCUGUGCCAUGUUUGUCAUUGUUGUUGCCUUCGGGUCCCUGAUUCUGUCAAAAACUUUGGAUGCCGGGCAGGUGGGCCUGGCGCUGUCCUACGCCCUCUCGCUCAUGGGCAUGUUCCAGUGGUGCGUCAGGCAAAGCGCCGAAGUGGAGAACAUGAUGAUUUCAGUAGAAAGAGUGAUUGAAUAUACAGACCUGGAAAAAGAAGCCCCCUGGGAGUACCAGAAACGCCCACCACCGACCUGGCCCCAUGAAGGAGUGAUUGUCUUUGAUAAUGUGAACUUUUCCUACAGCUUAGAUGGACCUCUGGUAUUGAAGCACCUGACAGCACUCAUCAAAUCAAGAGAAAAGGUUGGCAUUGUGGGAAGAACAGGAGCUGGAAAAAGUUCCCUUAUCUCUGCCCUUUUUAGAUUGUCAGAACCUGAAGGUAAAAUCUGGAUUGAUAAGAUCUUGACAACUGAAAUUGGACUUCAUGAUUUAAGGAAGAAAAUGUCAAUCAUACCUCAGGAACCUGUCUUAUUCACUGGAACAAUGAGGAAAAAUCUGGAUCCCUUUAAUGAACAUACAGAUGAGGAACUGUGGGAUGCCUUAAAAGAGGUACAGCUUAAAGAAGCCGUCGAAGAUCUUCCUGGUAAAAUGGACACUGAAUUAGCAGAAUCAGGAUCGAACUUUAGUGUUGGCCAGAGACAGCUGGUGUGCCUCGCCAGGGCUAUUCUCAGGAAAAAUCGGAUACUGAUUAUUGACGAAGCCACAGCAAAUGUGGAUCCAAGAACUGAUGAGUUAAUACAAAAAAAAAUCCGUGAGAAAUUUGCCCAGUGCACUGUGCUAACCAUUGCACACAGGUUGAACACCGUUAUUGACAGCGACAAGAUAAUGGUUUUGGAUGCGGGGAGACUGAAAGAAUAUGAUGAGCCAUAUGUUUUGCUGCAAAAUAGAGACAGCCUAUUUUACAAGAUGGUGCAACAACUGGGCAAGGCUGAGGCCGCUGCCCUCACUGAAACAGCAAAACAGGUGUAUUUCAAGAGGAAUUAUCCAGAUAUCACUCAGAAUGGCCCCGUGGUAAUGAACGCUUCCAAUGGACAGCCCUCAGCCUUCACAGUUUUUGAGACAGCCCUGUGAUCCUGCCAGAACGUCACGUCUACUCCAAAGGCAUAGUCUCCGAUAGUUUUUGCACUGUGUAAACUACAUUUUACUUUUUCUACACUAGCAACACAUAUUUCACGUACAAGAUGUUAGUUUACUUGGAUUUUUUUCCAGCUUCACCCGUUGAUUUCAAGCUCUCUCACAAAGUGAUGCAUUGUUUUUAUUUGUAUGUUACACUUUUUUGUUCUCAUCCAACUCAGAGGUGCAGGCCACCAGUACAGCUGUCUACCAGGUUUUGUGCCUUAAUAGACUCCAGAGCCAAAGCUCAUUUUUUCUAAGAUAUAUGACAGAGUUGUCACAGAAGUUUUUUUACUCCCCUCCCCCAAUUACAUACUACUUUCUGGUUAUAUCAGGGAUUCUAUUUACUUGAAGACUGUGUGAAGUUGGCAUUGGUGUCUCACCACCUCCUUUAACCUAACUGGGAUCCGCCAUUCCCCACCAAAGACCUCUGGUUAAAAUCGUACAGAUAAAAACUAGUAGGAAAAGCAAAAAAGACACUUUAGUUCAAGUGGCAUUAUCAUGGUGAGACCCCCCCCCCAAAAAAGAUAAAUGGUUAAAACCCAGGAGGACAGUAUUUAAUGAUAUGUUCUAAUAGAAAUGGGAGAGAAAAUACUGUUUUCUCAGAGUAGGAGUCCUUCUAGGGGGGUCGUAAUGAAGGCCUCGGGUGUGAUCACGGGUCGUCUGCUAGGUUUCAUGGCUCUGACGCGAGAACUGUUUAGUUAGCAAGUGACAGUUUUAGUCUCAGCUCGGUGAUAUUGUCAAAAGGCCAAGCCAGUAACUCUAAUUCCCGAAUAUGUCACGGUGGUUUUGUUGGGAUUUCCGAUUUCCUGACAGCUGGCCUUCUGAUCAACCCUAAAUCUUUUGGGUUUCGCCUUCACUGAAAUCCUUCCUCAAUCGCAGGCAUAGGCUCUCCUGACUUGGUGAGAAAGACAGAAGGUCGUUGCAGGUGUCGACUGUAAG
Messenger RNA from Sus scrofa (pig), 5521 nucleotides. Its product is annotated as ATP binding cassette subfamily C member 4 (PEL blood group). Gene Ontology annotation, molecular function: chloride channel activity; ABC-type transporter activity; ATP hydrolysis activity. Gene Ontology annotation, cellular component: plasma membrane. The record is from RefSeq and is a predicted model, not a curated record. NCBI's taxonomy places the organism in Eukaryota, Metazoa, Chordata, Mammalia, Artiodactyla, Suidae. Gene Ontology annotation, biological process: monoatomic ion transport; transmembrane transport.